Messenger RNA from Cornus florida, 6976 nucleotides. RefSeq lists its product as uncharacterized. The coding region runs from base 582 to 6677 and encodes 2031 amino acids. The transcript has 20 exons. Gene Ontology annotation, molecular function: protein binding. Gene Ontology annotation, biological process: protein targeting to vacuole; endosomal vesicle fusion. Gene Ontology annotation, cellular component: late endosome; HOPS complex. Lineage: Eukaryota; Viridiplantae; Streptophyta; Magnoliopsida; Cornales; Cornaceae. The record is from RefSeq and is a predicted model, not a curated record.
UAACUGGUCAACCAGUUUACAAGUUAAUCUUGUAUUUUGCGAGAAAAAAAAUGAAUCACAAUAUACAAUAUACUCUGUGAUCACUUUUCUCUUGGGUUUGUGGAGAGAGAGAGAGAGAGAGAGAGAGCGCAACUGAACAUUUCAGGAGAAGAAAAAAUGAAAAAAGCCGGCUUUUGAAAAUUGAAAUGCAACUCAAUUGUUGCCUUUUUUAUUGUUAUUUGGUGGAUCCAUACGCAUAAGAGACAAUAUCCAAAUAUAUAUACUAUUUUUAUUUUACUUUCUGUAUUUUUAUUUUAUGUUUUAGUCAUUUUACUACUCACCGGCUCGGACAGAUCACUGUGGCGGAGACGAUUUUGAUCCUUCAAACUUUAGAGGCGUCAAAUUUUGAGGCCCAUAGGGGAUGGAAAAAAAAACAAAAGAAGUUCGGGCAAGUUUCAGACGACACAAUCUGCUUCGACACUCCGCAGGGCGCAGCCUCCGCUAUCGCCUCAGGUGACAAGGUGAAACUUAAGGGCCUCACAUUUGAAAGUUUGCCUAGGGCCUCUCAAACUAUUGGAAUCUCAGGGCCGGCCUUGCCUUCGAUGGAGCUUGAUCUCGAUGCGUUCACCAGCGGCGGCGACAACAACUACGAUGACGAGGACCACCUCCUCAACGACGAUGGCAUUCCUCACCGCACCGUGGAUGACAUACUCAACGAAUCCUCCUCCUCUGAUGAUUCGUCUUCUACUUCAUUGUCAGAUCGCUCUUACCUUCCACGCCCACGCUUCCCAUCAGAUUAUCGCUCCUCCGUGUCGGUGAUGGCAUGUAGCCCUAAAACCCUAUCAUCGGAUGAUGCUCGAGUUUUUGUUGAUGAAAACACUCGUUUAACUUCCUCCUCAGAAGUACACCGAUUUAAAUUGAGUUCAAUUAGUUGGGAAAGGGAAAAGGAAAAGGAAAAGGAAAGGGAAAGUAGGUUGGGUGAGUUUUCCUCCUCCGGCUUGUUGGAUCAUCGGAGGAAUGCUCUGUUUGGCUUUGGCGGCGGCGUUAGAUCAAAUGCUAAGAAGCCAGGGGCUGCCCUUGCUGCCGCUGCGGCAGCUUCACGUUCCAUUCCUACUCCUCACGCCGCUGCAAUUAAAUCCAGAAGAGCCAAUGCUAUAGAAGAAGAAGAAUUGGCUUCAAAAUCAUCCCAAGGUGGUGGUAUUUCUGAGGAUGGAAGGGAUGGAGGUGCUGAUGAUUUUGGCCGAUUGGGAUUAGGAUUAGGAUUAGGGUUAGGCCUUCCCAAUCCCAAUCCCAAUCCCAAUCCCAAUCUUAAUGACGAUGUUUCUGGCUUAGCAGAAAUCAGUCCAUUUCAGUCAGAUGGCAAAUUGGGAGAUUCUCAGUCUAAUGUUAGUGGGGAAUUCGAUAGGAAUAUCGCAGAAGAGAGUUCACAUAUAUAUAUGGAAGAACAUGUAUCCGAAAGAGUGGAUGAUGAUGAAUCAAGUGUUAGGGGAGCUUACAAUUUCGAACAAGUUUCAUCCAGUACAACCCAUGUUGAACAAAACACCAAGACUUCCUCUUUUAACAAGGAGGAGGAGGAUGAUUGGAAUUUCAAUGAGUGCUCCACAAUUCCAGUUUCAAUUGAUGUUAUUGAAGAUGAUAAACAACUAGUUCGGUCUCAUGAGCUUCAUAGUGAUGUCAAUUCAUUGGUGGUAUUUACUGAUGAUACUAAAACUACUGAACAUACUAAGCAAAAGGGGAUUCCUUCUCCCCCCGGACCUGGAUCUGAUAAGGGCAGUAGUAAGGCAGAGGAGGAUCUGACAAUUCCCAUGUAUGAAACGCCACAGGAUGAUCUAGAGCAGAAGGUUGUCAUGCCUUAUCCCAAAGAUCAAGAGGAGCUGAGUCUUGCUGAAGAAGAUGACAACGCUGGUUCUUCAACAAGUGAUGUAACGGACCUCGUUGAAGAAAGAAUUCUUCAAUGGGAGAGUGAGAGGAGUAGUAAACGAGCAGAAAAGAGAAGAAGUCGCUCUUCCAUGAAGCCCCUUGAAUUAGCUGAAGAACUUGAAAAGAAACAUUCCUUUACUGGUUUGCACUUGGAAGAGGGUGCUGCUGCUCAGCCAAUGAGGCUUGAGGGUGUUCGGAGGGGGUCAACUGCCUUGGGAUACUUUGACACUGAUGCCAACAACACUAUCACACGGACAAUCUCAUCUCAGGCAUUCAGGCGCGAUCACGGAUCUCCACAAGUCGUGGCUGUUCAUCUCAACUUCAUUGCGGUGGGAAUGUCAAAAGGGUUGGUGGUCAUCAUGCCCAGUAAAUACUCUCCUCAUUGUGCUGACAACCUGGAUGCCAAGAUGUUGAUGCUUGGACUACAAGGGGAUAGGUCUCAUGCCCCAGUAACUUCCAUGUGCUUCAAUCAGCAAGGAGACCUGCUCUUUGCAGGAUAUGGUGAUGGACACAUAACUGUUUGGGAUGUACAGAAGGGAUCUGCAGUGAAAGUUAUUUCUGGGUCGCAUGAAGCACCAGUAGUACAUAUGUUAUAUCUGGGCCAGGAUUCUCAAGUUGCUCGUCAGUUUAAAGUAGUUAGUGGCGACAGUAAGGGUUCUGUUUUUCUGAUUACUUUUUCUGUGGUUCCCUGGCUCAAUAGAUUCUCCUUCAAAACGGCGUGUCUUCUUGAUGGAAAAACAACAGGCAGAGUACUCUGUGCUUCUCCACUUCUGUCUAACGAAUGUUCUAUUGGUGUGUCAUUGUCCUCCCAAGAAAACACUACUGGUUCAACCAGUGCUCUUGGUAGUAUGAUGGGAGGUGUGGUUGGGGGCGAUGCUGGAUGGAAAUUCUUUGCCGAAGAUUCUUCUUUGGUUGAAGAAGGUGUGGUCAUAUUUGUCACCCAUCAAACUGCUCUGGUGGCAAGGGUAACUCCUGAAGUGAAAGUCUAUUCUCAGCUUCCAAAGCCUGAAGGAGUUCGGGAGGGUUCCAUGCCUUACACUGCUUGGAAAUGCAUGACGCAGUCACGUGAUUCUUCCAAUGAAAAUUUGCCUGUUGAAGCUUCGGAAAAAGUUUCACUUCUAGCAAUUGCUUGGGAUCGGAAAGUUCAGGUUUCAAAACUUGUCAAGUCAGAGUUAAAAAUAUGUGGGAAAUGGACCCUUGAAAGCUCAGCAAUAGGUGUGGCAUGGUUGGAUGACCAGAUGUUGGUGGUUCUUACAUUGAAUGGACAACUUUGUUUGUUUGCAAAAGAUGGAACUGUGAUACACCAGACAAAUUUUUCUGUGGAUGGAUUUGGAGGAGAUGAUCUCAUCGCAUAUCACACCUACUUUAUGAAUAUCUUUGGAAACCCUGAGAAAGCUUAUCAUAAUUGUGUAGCUGUAAGAGGCGCUACUAUUUAUAUACUUGGCCCUAUGCAUCUUGUUGUUUCUCGGCUCCUCCCAUGGAAGGAACGGAUUCAAGUUUUGCGGAAAGCCGGUGACUGGAUGGGUGCCUUGAACAUGGCAAUGACACUUUAUGAUGGUCAAGCCCAUGGUGUUAUUGACCUUCCUAAAACGCUGGAUGCUGUACAGGAGGCCAUAAUGCCCUACCUCAUAGAGUUGCUUUUGUCAUACGUAGAUGAAGUUUUUUCUUAUAUAUCAGUGGCAUUUUGCAACCAAAUUGAAAAGCUGGAACAAUUGGGUGAUUCGAAGAGUACAAGCAGUUCUGUGCAUUCAGAUAUAAAAGAGCAGUUCACUCGUGUUGGUGGCGUUGCUGUUGAAUUCUGUGUCCAUAUCAAGAGAACUGACAUCCUUUUUGAUGAAAUUCUUUCCAAAUUUGUGGAUGUUAAACAUAAAGACACAUUUUUGGAGCUUUUGGAGCCAUAUAUAUUGAAAGACAUGCUUGGAUCUCUACCGCCUGAGAUAAUGCAAGCGCUGGUAGAGCAUUAUAGCACAAAAGGUUGGCUGCAACGAGUUGAACAAUGUGUUCUCCAUAUGGACAUCUCUUCCUUGGAUUUUAAUCAGGUUGUGCGUUUAUGCCGGGAGCACAGAUUGUAUGGUGCACUGGUAUAUUUGUUUAACAGGGGUUUAGAUGAUUUUAAGGCACCUCUAGAGGAGCUCCUGGUUGUUUUACGAAAUAGCCCCAGGGAAAGUGCCGCUGUUCUUGGGUACCGGAUGCUUGUAUACCUGAAGUACUGUUUUUCAGGUCUUGCUUUUCCUCCAGGGCAUGGAACUCUUUCCCCUACACGGUUGCCAUCCCUUAGAAUAGAGCUCGUGCAGUUUCUAUUGGAGGAUUCUAGUUCCCCAAAUUCAUGGGUGGUUUCAUGCUUAUCCUCCGCAGGAGCAUACCUGAACCUGUAUCAUCUCUUAGAGUUAGAUACUGAGGCUACUUUAGAUGUUUUGACAUGUGCAUUUGUAGAAGAUGAAGUACUGAAAUCUGACCAUUCUUUGUAUGAUUCACCCAAUGCAAAUGUGGAGGAUAAGAAAGAAUAUGGUUCAACAGCUGAAAGUCUGAACUUGUUGGUCCAAAGAACAGUAAAUGCUCUUGUUCAUGUUCUUGAUACAGUCAACUCCCUAAAGGACUGGUCUACCAGCAGCGAUAAUAUUGGAGUGGAAUAUUGGCCUUCAAAGAAUGAUGUAGGUCAUAUAUUUGAGUUUAUUGCCUACAAUGUUUCCUGUAAGAGAGCUAAUAUAUCCAACAACAUACUGAGUCAGAUUUUUGAGUACUUCACAUCCGAGAUUAAUCUUCCACCAAGUGUUCCAAGACAGAAUAUUGAGACUUCUAAAAGAAGAGAGAAGCAGGUGCUUUCUCUUUUGGAAGUAGUUCCUGAAAGAUACUGGGAUGCAUCUUAUGUGUUACGUCUUUGUGAAAAAGCUCAAUUUUAUCAGGUUUGUGGCUUAAUUCAUGCCAUCAGACAUCAGUAUCUUGCUGCUUUAGAUAGCUAUAUGAAAGAUGUGGAUGAACCUGUUCAUGCGUUUUCCUUCAUCAAUGAUACAUUACUACUACUGAAUGAACCUGAAUUAGGUGCUUUUCAAUCAGCCGUCAUUUCUCAAAUCCCAGAUCUGGUUUGCUUAUGCAGAGAGGGAGCAUUCUUUUUGAUUAUUGACCAUUUUGCUGGAGAAAAUCAACAAAUUUUUUCUGAACUACAUUCUCACCCAAAAAGCCUUUUUCUGUAUCUAAAGACAGUUGUUGAGGUUCAUUUAUCUGGCAUUCUCAACUUUUCAUGCUUAAAAAAAGAUCAUAUUGUUUAUUUUCCCGGUGGAAGAUGGUCAGAUAGAGUUGAGGCUUACUUUAGAAGGAUAUCUGAUUUCCCGAAGAUACUUCACAAUAAUCCUGUUCAUUUAACUGAUGAAAUGACAGAGCUUUAUCUUGAGCUGUUAUGUAAACAUGAGCGCAAUUCAGUUCUCAAAUUCUUGGAGACUUUUGAAAGCUACAGGGUGGAACACUGUUUGCGUUUGUGCCAGGAAUAUGGGAUCAUUGAUGCCGCAGCAUUCUUAUUGGAAAGGGUUGGUGAUGUUGGAAGUGCUCUUGUACUUACUCUUUCUGGCCUCAAUGAUAAAUUCGUCGUGCUUGAUACUGCUGUGGGAAAUGUAGUUUGUGAUGCUGGUAUGGAGCAUUUCAGCACCAUUUUAAAGAGAGAGGUGAGUGAAGUGCGUGAUAUAUUGCAUGCCUGUAUUGGAAUGUGUCAGCGGAAUACCCCCCGAUUGGAUCCUGAGGAGUCAGAAUCCCUCUGGUUUCGGUUGCUUGAUUCGUUUUGUGAGCCUUUGUUGGAUUCAUAUAAUAAUAAAAUAUCUGAAGGAGAAAAUCACUUCCGAAUGCUAAAUGAAUCAUUAGGUAGGAGGGAAUAUGAAGGGGCACGUAUAAUUAAGUGGAAACUCUCAAAGUCCCACCAAGGUGCUCAUAUUUUAAGGAAAUUGUUUUCUCAGUUCAUCAAAGAGAUUGUUGAGGGAAUGAUUGGAUACGUUCCCCUUCCAACUAUAAUGUCAAAACUCCUUUAUGAAAAUGGCAGCCAGGAAUUUGGUGAUUUUAAAGUUACCAUCAUGGGCAUGCUUGGAAUGUAUGGUUUUGAGAGAAGAAUUCUGGAUACCGCCAAAUCCUUGAUUGAGGAUGAUACAUUUUAUACCAUGAGCUUACUCAAGAAGGGGGCUUCUCAUGGGUAUGCCCCUAGGAAUCUUCUAUGUUGCAUAUGUAAUUGCCUUCUCUCUAAAAAUUCCUCUAGCUCUACCAUUCGAGUUUUCAGUUGUGGUCAUGCAACCCAUGUCCAGUGUGAAAUUCAGGAGAACGAGGCAUCACAUAGAGGCGCCUCACCUGGAUGUCCCAUUUGUAUGCCUAUGAAGAAGGGACAGAAGUCUAGAAGUAAGACAAUUCUCGCAGAGAAUGGAUUGACGAGCAAGUCUUGGUCAAGACCGCAACAAACUCAGGGGACUAGUGCUCCACACCCAUAUGAAAGUGAUGCAUUUGAGAAUUUGUACGGUUUUAAGGAAACUUCGAGGUUUGAGAUCUUGAUUAAUCUUCAGAAAGACCAGAGAUCGAUCCAAAAAGAGAACAUGCCUCAGUUGAGGCUUGCACCACCAGCUGUAUAUCAUGAAAAGUUGAAGAAAGGAAUUGAUUUUUUAGCUGGAGAAAGUAGCAGUGGUCUCGGAAAAAUAGAAAAACAAGGUAAAAGCAGGCAACUUAGAGAGCUAAACGUGAAGCGAUCGGCGAUUCGAUUUCCUUUGAAAUCAUCAAAUAUAUUUGGCAAGGAGAAGACCAAUAGGCGAUGAAUAGUUUCAAAGAUAGAAAAUGUUGAUUCCCGUCGAGGAGCUGACCGGCUGAUGAAUGAUACUACAGAUCAAAAUAGCUUAUACAGAGUUAAAAGUAGACAAUUUUUACCUUCCUUUUUAUUUUUAUUAUUUUAUUUUAUUUUAUUUUUGUCAUGUUUCUUUAUUGUCCAUGUAAUUUAUAAUGUAUAUAACAUAGUGAUUGUACCUGUACUUUAUAAUGUAUUUAACAUUGUGAAAAUUAUCUUAUUGUUGUUAAAUCAGUAUAGAAUACAAUCAAUAGUGGAGGGACUAUUAACAGA